Rubroshorea leprosula is the source of this 2931-nucleotide messenger RNA. The record is from the annotation of a GenBank genome assembly. NCBI's taxonomy places the organism in Eukaryota, Viridiplantae, Streptophyta, Magnoliopsida, Malvales, Dipterocarpaceae.
CCACCGUCCAAUAUAAAAAAAUUAAAAACCUUGUGCUUCAAUUUUUUUUACAAAAACUUGAAGGAAAUGCAGCCUGCUAUUGCCUAGUGCCUAUUUAAGUUGUUUCUUCCGCUUAGUUGGCUCAUCAACUCCUCGCAUCAGAAAGUGAACCUGCCGCUACUCCUAACAAUUUGCUUUGCAAGGUCCAAGUUGGUUGUCAGUCUCCAACUUUAUCUAUUUCUUCUGCUGAUCUUGCAUUCAGCCCCGCUGAGAGACUCACCCAUCAUUUCCAGGUGCGCGACGUGAGUCAAGUCCGAAUUAGUCGAGGAAAUUCAUCGAUGGAAACAAUUGUUGAAAUUUCAAAGCUAGCUGGGAAUUAUUUAGGCCGCCACAGAAAACUUGAAGAAGAUCUGAAUGAGUUGAGAAGCGAAUGGCAGGUUCUAAAGAGGAGAAAAAUUGACAUUAGUUCAAGAAUACAAGUAGAGGUAGAGGUUCACUCGGACCCGGUGGUGAAACAAGAAGUAGAGGGAUGGCUUGAAGAUGUUCAGAAGAUCGAACAAGACAUACAAGAUGUUGAAGAAAGAGUAGGCACAGUUCCAUACCACAAACGUGCCAGUCUUGAUAAACUUGUGCGUGAAAAAACUGAAGUGGUGAAGAGGAUUCAAGGGAGGGGCAUUUUCGAAGGAGGCCUUGGGAUUAAGAGAGCUCCAGCUUGUGGAAUGGUAAUUCCAACAGAAAAUUUAGAGGGUGAAAUUUCUACUAAAGAUGAAAUUUGGGAGCACUUGAUGGGCAACAAAGUUGGAAUGAUUGGGGUUUGUGGUAUCAGUGGAGUUGGUAAGACUACAAUCAUGAAGCAUGUUAACAAUGAUUUGUUGACGGAGAGUAGAUUUCAGAAAGUGAUUUGGGUUACUGUAUCAUAUCCUCUCAAUGUUUUAGAACUACAAAAGAAGAUUGCACUUGCUAUGGGCAGAACACUUCCAGAAGAUAAAGAAGAAAUGAUGCGAGCUGCAGCACUAAUGGAGAUAAUGGGAAGAGUGAGAUUUGUGCUAAUAUUAGAUGAUGUAUGGGAAAAUUUUUCUUUGAGUGAUGUUGGAAUCCCAGAACCAACUAUGCAAAAUGGAUGCAAAGUAGUUAUCACUAGUAGACCAGUUGAUGUAUGCAAUUCUUUGGGUUGUAAGAUUGUUAAAGUGCAGCUUCUUUCACCGCGGGAGUUCCUAAACUUAUUCCUGGAUAAGAUUGGACAUGAUGUUUUACAAGUUUCAGGAUUGGAAGAAAUCUUGAAGCUUAUUGUGCAGGAGUGCGCCGGUUUACCGCUGGCAAUUGUUGUAAUAGGAGGGGGCAUGAGGGGAGAAUAUGAUAUUAUAGAGUGGAGAAAUGCACUAAAUGAGUUAAGCCAGUGUGUAAAAAGUGUGAAAGGCAUGGAGGAUAAGAUAUAUGGACGGAAGGAGUUGAUAGAAGGUUGGAUUGAUGGAGGAUUGAUUGAUGAGUUGGGAAAAAGACAAGAAGCUUAUGAUAGGGGUCAUGCUUUUUUAAAUAGGCUGGAAAAGAACUGUUUGUUAGAGAAAACAAUUGGUCAGGGUGGUCAAGUUUUUAAGAUGCAUGAUGUUGUACCGAAUGAGAGUGAGUGGGUAAGAGAUCUUAAGAAGGUAUCUCUAAUGGCAAAUGGCAUUUCAAAAAUUCCUGUUGGUUUGAUAUUGUCAAAUAAUGCUGAUUUGGCAGAGAUUCCAAGUUCCUUUUUUGAAGAUAUGGUCGGACUUAAGGUUCUUGAUCUUUCUGGUACUAGUAUUAAAGCUUUACCUGAUUCCACCUCUAACUUGGUGAAUCUCUCUGCACUACGGUUGAGGAAAUGCAAGAGGUUAAAGUACUUUCCUUCCUUAGCAAAGCUUAGGGCAUUGAAGAAGUUGGAUCUGCAUAAGGCAGGGAUUGAGGAGGUCCCUCAAGGCAUGGCGAUGUUGGUGAGUCUUGAAUAUCUUGAUUUAUUUUGUCCAAAACUGAAAGAGAUUCCAACGGGAAUAUUACCUAGCCUUCCCAAUCUCCAGUACUUGGUUGUAUAUCUAAGCAGUGCAAUUACUAAAAGGAUAAAUUUAGAAGAGGUUGCUAGACUGAGCAAGUUGCAGAGUUUGGAAUGUGGAAUAGAGGUUAUACAAGACUUUAACUAUCUGGCCAAUAAGUCUAAAGAUUUUGAAAGUCUUAUGGCUUAUGAUCUUCGAUUGACAACAGGUAAACAAGACAUCACAGCUCAUGGAUUUUCUGAUGAAUAUCAACAUAAGGUUUUAAUCCUUGAUUGUGAGAUUGGAGAAGAAUGUAUAGCGCUUCCAGAUAAGCUUGAGGGGAUAGAGUGCAUGGUUGAGUUGGACUAUUCCUCCUCUUCAUUGAGUUGUCCAGUACUGGAUAAGCUUGAAAAGUUGUAUAUUAAUAACUCGCCUAACUUGAGUGCACUUGUGAGAGUGGAAGGAGUAGCAACACCACAGCCUGUCUUUUCCAAUCUUAAAAGCCUUCUUCUACAUACUUGUUCAGGAAUGAGGACGUUGCUUCCGUUUGAGCUAUUGCAUGCCUUCCAAAAUUUAGAGGAGAUUUGGAUUAGUUUUUGCAAACAAAUGGAGGAGAUAAUAGCAUCAUCAGAUUCAGAUGCAUCAUCUGAUAUAUUCAAUUUUCCCAAGUUAAGGAAAUUGAGAUUGGACUAUUUACCCCAAUUGAAGAGCAUCUGUAGUGGCAAAGGAGUUAUGGUUUGUGAUUCUAUUGAAGAAAUUACAGUACGUCACUGUCGGAAGUUACAGAGGAUUCCUUUGCAACUUCUCCUGCUUGACAAUGGCCAGCCAGCUCCUCCUCCUCAUCUCAGAAAAAUCAACAUAGUUGGACGGGAGUCAAAAGAAUGGUGGGAAUCACUGGAGUGGGAUCAUCCUAAUGCUCAGAACAUGCUCCAACCUUUCUUGAAAUUACAUCGGUAAGGUG